AUGAAUACUACGCUGGAUUUAAGUACCUCGUCUCAUUUUCCUCCUCCACUUCGUUCCCCCUCUUUUCUCCCUCCUGUCGUUCCCUCCCUCCCCACCCCUCCCCCCACACCCCCUCCUUCCCCCACCCUCUCCCCCACCCCUCCCUCCUCUCUUUUCCCCUCUGACCCUCCUCCCCGCCCUCCUCGUCCACAACAGAAAGCGUGCGCCAAGCGCGGCCGGGUGGUGCGCACGGAUCCCGACGCGACGGACGACUCAUCGGAGGACGAGAGCUGCAGCCCCGCCUCCAAGCGAUGGGUGAAGCCCGCCGCGCCGCAGGUCUUCAUCGCGCACGGCGUCGAUUCGGAGAGCGACAACGAGACGAACGUCACGGCACCGGGAAGCGCAACUACCGCCGUCGCCCCGUGCGGCCUCGCUACUUCUCCGUUCGUCCCUCCGCCUUUCGCGCCGAACUACCCGCCGGCGGGCGGCUUUCCUCCCGCGCACCACCUCGCACGCGCGGGUUACGGCGCCUAUUACGGACACAUGGCCGGCAUGCAGACUCCUGCGAGUCGCCUCUUUCCAGGCCACUCUGCAGCUUCCCCUGUUACUAGCCCUCCCCCAGCCUCCGCAUCUGCCGCCGCCGCCGCCGCAGCGGGUGCGGUAGGCCCCUAUCCGUUCGAUUACCCGCUCAUGCAGUGGGUGGGGAACCCUCACAUGGGAUACCUCCCGGCGCUGCCUUCUCCGCAUGCCACGGGGCAAAUGAUGCCGCCGAUGCCGCCGGGCACGGCGGAGUUCCUGUACAUGCAGUACGCCGCGGCGCAAGGGCAGUGCGGCGCACAGCAGUUUGCGGCGGCGGCGGUGGCGGCGGCCGCCGGCCUGCCGGCUAUCAGUCCAGCCGUCAGCUCUGACGGCAGCGCUGCCGGCGCGGCGGCCAUGCAGGCGAGGCUGCGCGUCGGGAAGGGGAAGAAAGCCGACGCGAAGGAGAAGCAGCAGCGGUACAGGGGGGUGCGCCAGCGCCCGUGGGGGAAAUGGGCGGCGGAGAUUCGCGAUCCCGCGCGCGGGGUGCGCCUGUGGCUGGGGACGUACGACACCGCGGAGGACGCCGCCCGCGCGUACGACGCAGCCGCGCGCGCCAUCCGCGGGGCGGAGGCGCAGACGAACUUCGCGGGGGAAGACUCCGCGGAGGGCAGAACGGGGGACGUUCUCGGUGCAGGGGCUUCCGCGGCUGGCGCAGGCGCGGGUGCGGGCGGAGCUGGCGGAAGGGCGGCGAUUUCUGGUGCAGGCAGUGCUGGUGGCGCUAUACCCGCUGUAGUGCGCACCAAGAAGAACAGCAAGGCGCACAAGUACAUGCAGGGCUAUUGCAGCGAUACUGAGAGGUAUACUGCCUGCGCCCUAUGUGCCUCUGGCUCUCCCCGUGCCUGGCUGUCCCCGUGCCUGGCUGUGUCCGUGCCUGGCAGUCCCCGUGCCUGGCUGUCCCCGUGCCUGGCUGUCCCCGUGCCUGGCUUUCCCCGUGCCUGGCUGUUUUCUCAUCGCCCAUUCCGUCCACAGCCUCUUUUUAAGUUCAUUUUCCCUCCAUUCUUGCUUGAAACUGCUCCUAAGCUGUCCAUUCUCCUGCCCUUCCUUUUCUGCUAUAUAUCUACACCCCGUCUGCGUUACAGCAUUCUCAGCGAAGUGGCUUCGGAAAUCUCAUCCUGUACCAAAUCGUCCUCCUGCAACAACCUCUCCUCCGCGCUUUCAUCUGCCCCUUCAUCUUCCCCCACGUCACCCGAACUCAAGACCACCUCUCCAGCCCCAGCCUCAAUCCUGUCAAUCGAACCCUCCUCCUCCACCCCAUCUAAUGGCUCAGACCUCCUCUUUCUCCUCCCAGAGCCUCUCACUCACUCUGCUUCUGCACCCGAGUUUGUCUCAUGCCACGCUGUCACCACCCCUGCAGCAGCUGCUGUCAAAGCCGAGGAAGCAGACUUUCAGGAAUCAGGCUUGCAGGGAGCAGCAGCAGAAGAGGAGGAAGAGUUUCCAGUGUCUGAGCUUGAUGCGGAGACCUUUUCUUUUGGUCUGGAUGAAGUGUGUGGCAGUGCCGGUGGCGCUGGUGGUGACGCCGGUGCUCCGUUUUGGGACCUCGACGUUCCGCCAUACCUUGAAACGAAUGAGAUUGGCCUGGACAGCAUUCUCUGGUAA
Molecule: messenger RNA, 2154 nt
Organism: Closterium sp. Naga37s-1
Lineage: Eukaryota; Viridiplantae; Streptophyta; Zygnematophyceae; Desmidiales; Closteriaceae
Source: the annotation of a GenBank genome assembly